Messenger RNA from Colletotrichum higginsianum IMI 349063, 942 nucleotides. RefSeq names its product Catalase. The record is from RefSeq and is a predicted model, not a curated record. Lineage: Eukaryota; Fungi; Ascomycota; Sordariomycetes; Glomerellales; Glomerellaceae. The transcript has a single exon. The coding region runs from base 1 to 942 and encodes 313 amino acids.
AUGGCAGAGAUGCGGAUCUCUCCCGGGUCGCUGUUGCGCUCUAUCCAUGGAGUGGCACAAGCCGUAAAGCUCUCGGAAGCAGAGACGGAGCCCAUCGUCCAGCGUCUGUCUGCGUCGACCGAGGGGCUUGAGCUCGCAGAAUGGCAAUCCUUGUUCGAGGACAUGAACUCGGACGACGAGGGCCACUCCCUCCACCACCUGGCGGGGGUCCUCGGCGUCGCCCUCGCUGUCUCGUUUCUGCGCGAGGCAGGCCGACACGACCGGAUAGCACGCCCGGACGAGCUCUAUCGAUGCUGGAACAUGGUCUACCGAGCCAUCAGCAGCAACGACGCCCCGGCCUUCGCCGCCUCGCGCAGUGCCCAGGGCUUCCUGUCCGUGCCGCUGUGCAGCAUCGUCAAGGACGGCAGCAUCGACGAGCUCUUCCGCCUCCACGUCUGGCUUCCGGACGGCAAGCGCGGCAACCCGGACUUCAGGCUGCACUCGCACCAGCCGUUCGCGCAGAGCUGGAUCCUAGCGGGCGCGGGCAAGGAUCGGUCGUGGGAGGUUGAGCAGGUCAACGACCCCGCCGAGGCCACGCACGCCGGCUACGCCCUCUCGUGGGCCGACGCCAAGGGGCAGGGCAGCGCGUACAAGACGCACCAGUCGUCCUCGACCGUCAGGAACACGGGGGACCUCUUCAGGGCCACGGAGACCUCCUCGCAGGUCAACGUCCUGGACUCGACGUACGUGGUCCCGGCCGCCCACUACCACACGUCGGAGGUGGCGCCGGACGCUCUGUGCGCGACGCUGUUCUUCUUCGACUCGCACCGGGGGUUCGUCAAGGACGCCGGCGUUCUCGGGCCCAGGGACGGGGAGUCUUAUACGCAGCUGAGAGACCCGGCGGGGGUCUCGCCUUGCGAGCUGGCCGAGGCAGUACAAGCUGCUCGCUCGCAGGGGCUGUGA